This is a messenger RNA of Pelodiscus sinensis (Chinese soft-shelled turtle), 3314 nucleotides long. Lineage: Eukaryota; Metazoa; Chordata; Testudines; Trionychidae. The record is from RefSeq and is a predicted model, not a curated record.
GGCGGCGGCGGGCCGCGGCAGCUGGAGCUCGGCAUGCAGGGCAUCCUCAUCACCUGCAACAUGAACGAGCGCAAGUGCGUGGGGGAGGCCUACAGCCUGCUCAACGAGUACGGGGACCUGCUCUAUGGGCCCGAGAAGUUUACAGAUCAAGAUAACAGAUUGUCAGGAAGUGAAGAGGAGGAAGAUGAUGUUGAAAGUGCCUUAAAGAAAGAAGUUGAUCAGAUUCGCACAUCGACUGAACAGAAGCUGCGAAGAUUCCAGUCAGUGGAGAGUGGAGCUAACAAUGUUGUGUUUAUUAGAACGCUGGGUGUAGAACCUGAGAAGCUUGUGCAUCAUAUAUUAAAGGACUUGCAUACUACUAAAAAGAAGAAAACAAGAGUUAUUCUGCGCAUGUUACCCAUUUCUGGAACCUGCAAGGCUUUUAUGGAAGAUAUGAAGAGAUAUUCAGAGACCUUCUUUGAGCCUUGGUUUAAAGCCCCUAAUAAGGGUACUUUUCAGAUUGUGUACAAAGCUCGGAAUAACAGUCACAUGAGUAGGGAAGAAGUCAUCAAAGAAUUGGCAGGAAUAGUGGGCAGCUUAAAUCCAGAAAAUAAAGUGGAUCUUAAUAACCCCCAGUAUACCAUUGUGGUAGAAAUAAUAAAGAAUGUCUGUUGCUUGAGUGUGGUGAAAGACUAUGUUUUGUUCAGAAAAUAUAAUCUACAAGAGGUGGUGAAAAGCAACAAAGAGGAGCUGGUGCAGCAAAACCUGUCGAGUGCUUCACAAGGGAGAAGAGGACACUAAAGAAGUGAAACCAGAAGACAAAAGUCAAAGUGAAGAGGAAUCUAAGCCCAAUGAAAGCGACAAUCAGCAGGCAUAGAGAAUCUGAUAGAAACGGAAAACAAACACUAAAGAUCACUAUAAAAUAGACUGGCUUAGGGUUCUGAAAUGGUCGUUUAGAAAGGAGCUUAAUUUUUUUAUUUUAAAUUUGCUUUUUAAAAUAUCCAAGUAUUAUAAAACAAUUUUUUAAUACUCCAUCCUGUGUUUGCUGUUAGAGUCCGUUUUGUAGCACGCAGUGUCAGAGAGAAUGGUGCUAUUUGUCACUUAAAACAUUUCACCCUGAUUCUCCAAAGCCUUCCUUGUGUGGUCAAUGAUCGGUGUAAGGGUAUGUCAGAUAUUACCAUUCUGAUCUGGUAGCAUUUUAUACUCACAUACCACGUGGAAAUAACUACCAGAGGGUGCAGGACUGACUUGCUGUCUGUGCCUCUGGACAUUCUGAGAUGCCAGUUAUGCGGGUAUUGAGAGGUCUGGAAAAGGACGGGCUCUUGCAAGGGGAUUUAUUUGAAAAUACAAUGUCAUUUUGUUUUGGUGACAUGACUUUGCCUAGCAUGUAAACCUUGUUUUAUUAAAUACAGAACGAGUGAUAAGCACCUGACUUCCAGUAUGUUGUUCAGAUGACUGCAAACCUAGUUUAAGACAUAUUAACAUGUCUUGGAAAUAUGCUGGGUGUAGAAGAGAAAUUUCCUCCCUCAAAAUAGCUCAGGCUAUGCCUACAUUUGCAGUUUUUUCCUCUGACAAUUUUGUUGGUGAUAGAAAAGCACUAGUUUGUGUUUACACUGUUUUCCACAGUUAUUGGAGUGAGUUUACACAUGCAGCAUUUUCACUGCAGAUGAGAGAAAUGCACUGUUAUCGCACUAUACAGUGCUCUGGGACAAAAAGCAAAUCAUUUCUGUGGCAAGGCUGGAUAUGUGCUGGAAGCACCCAGUCCUGAGGUAGGACUUCCUACUGUCCUGAUUUUGCAGAGCACACUCUGUCUGUCUCUGUUUGCAUUGUGGGAGGCAGCAGGAGCAUUCCACACUAAUGAUUUGUUGUGUCCCAGAGCAGUGAACUGUGCCAGGGCCAGGUGUCAGAUAGAAACUAACUGGUAGGAGUAGGCAGGAGUGCUGAGUUUUACUGGAAGGCAGUUAGAGAUAUAAAAGCAAUCAAGAGUUUUCACCAACACAUCAGCGCAAAAAGAUUAAUUGGGGUGGUUUUUAUUUUUGUGCUGAAACUCAGCAGUUUGUGCAAAACAUAGAUUUCCAGUGAAGACAUUGGUUUGUUUUUUAUGCAAGAACCUGACUUAGCCCUAAUAGUGUUAUCAAACCCCUCUGUUACCCUUCUCCCUGAAAUUCCCGUAAUUUUCUAGAACAGAAAGAUGCCAGUGUGGAAGUCGUGUAUAAUUGUUACAAGAGCACCCUGUGGCAUGUCUUUCAAAAAUAGCAAUUUGCAUCUUGGACAGAAGCAUAUGUGGAUCAUACCCAAUCUAGAGCUGUGUUUCCAGUAGCUACCUGUAAACAGUCCAUUUCUGAGGAUACUUAUUCCAAAGGCACCUUAAAAAUUUCUCUAUUAAGUAGUCUUGUUCAUUGGUUUUAUUUUAACUGGAUUCAUGAGCGAGUUAAACUUUUUAAAAUUUCUUGAUGUGAAAUUAGCUCUCCGUAUUUCAUACCACCUGGUAGAAAAAGGGGUUAGCUUACGUUUUUGUACGGUUUCAGUUUCCCAAAACAAAUGUUUUGCCUCAGAUUGGAAAUUACUACUGGGUUUUUCAUCUUCCUGUAACAUUUAAAGAGCAGGUCUCUUAAGUUACAGUAGCAUUUUUGCAAAGAUGAAAAAGUUUAACAAAGGUUUAAAAGUAACAUUUUAAUAUAGUGCAGCUAUAACUUGUUUUCCAACAGUAUUGUUGCGAUACACAUUUUGUAUAAAUGUGUGGCUUAGGUAUUUCAGGAUACACUUAUUUACAGGUGUUGCUCAUGGAAGAAUAAUUGCUCCAAGUAAUGCCAGCUGUAUUGAUCGUGGUUUAAUGAAAAGGACAUGUUUGAGCCUCAUAAGUUCUGUUUUUAUUAUCUCUAAUAUUUGUAAAACUGUCUUACAUUUGAAAAUUAAACCUCCCGUAUUCCUGUUUCUCUUCCACGCCUUCUUUUUCUAGAAUUGAUGCUUCCUUAAGCCCUGUUUGCUCACCUCUAGUGCUGUUCUUUUGAUUCCAGGCCUGAAGAGACCAUUCCACUCAUUUACUGCGACCUGUAUAACAGGCCAUAAACAGCCCCAAACAAUUCAGAGUUCUUUUAGAAAAACAUCUAAUUUUGAUUUUAAAAUGUUAACAUGGUAGAGAACCUACCACAACCUUUGCUAAAUUGUUCCAUUACUUAAUUGCUCUUUUAAAAUUGUACACGUUUCCAGUCUGAACCUGUCUUGCUUCCAACUUCUAGCUGUUGAAUUGUUAUCCCUGUUCUGAUAGAUUGAAUGGGGAUUGUCAUAUUGUAGCAGGCUCGUUAUUAAACAUGUUUCCAAUUUAGAGACUUCAA